Messenger RNA from Acanthosepion pharaonis, 861 nucleotides. NCBI's taxonomy places the organism in Eukaryota, Metazoa, Mollusca, Cephalopoda, Sepiida, Sepiidae. The record is from the annotation of a GenBank genome assembly.
AUGCAACAAGAGUUUGUCAUUGAUAACAUCGCCUACAAAUCAGACGAGCAGAGUAUUUCCAACAGGAUGGGACAUCGCCUCAUGUUGCCCGUACUAGUCGCGCUUUGUAUUCAUAUCUAUCUAUCUAUCUAUCUAUCUAUCUAUCUAUCUAUCUAUCUAUCUAUUUCAGACUGUUCAUAUCUCUCUCUCUCUCUCUCUCUAUCUAUCUAUCUAUCUAUCUAUCUAUCUAUCUAUCUAUCUAUCUAUUUCAGUCUGUUCAUAUCUCUCUCUCUCUAUCUAUUUCAGUCUGUUCAUACCUCUCUAUCUAUCUAUCUAUUUCAGUCUGUUCAUAUCUAUCUAUCUAUCUAUCUAUCUAUCUAUCUAUCUAUCUAUCUAUUUCAGUCUGUUCAUAUCUCUCUAUCUCUCUCUCUAUCUAUUUCAGUCUGUUCAUAUCUCUCUCACUUUCUCUCUAUUUAUCUAUCUAUUUCAGUCUGUUCAUAUCUAUCUAUCUAUCUAUCUAUCUAUCUAUCUAUCUAUCUAUCUAUCUAUCUAUCUAAGUCUGUUCCUAUCUAUCUAUCUAUCUAUCUAUCUAUCUAUCUAUCUAUCUAUCUAUCUAUCUAUCUAUUUCAGUCUGUUCAUAUCUCUCUCACUCUCUCUCUAUUUAUCUAUCUAUCUUCUAUCUAUCUAUUUCAAUCUGUUCAUAUCUCUCUCACUCUCUCUCUAUUUAUCUAUCUAUCUAUUUCAUUCAGUCUGUUCAUAUCUAUCUAUCUAUCUAUCUAUCUAUCUAUCUAUCUAUCUAUCUAUCUAUCUAUCUCAGAAAAUAUGGAAAAGAAUAAAUUUAAAAUAUCCUCACAAAGAACUUUCGUUGUUUUUUAUAAAUGA